AUGAAAUGCUAUCUAUUCAUACCAAUUUGGGUUUGUAUUCAAACGACGUAUGCCCAAUUAUAUUUAGACGCUUUAAAGUCUAUUAUUGGGACUUUAAAUGAACCACCUGCUAUUACUGGAAUGUUAUAUUUUAUUGCGCUCUUUAAAACAUUUGCUGAAACUGGGGUUAAAAUUCGAAUUGGAAAUGAAAAAGUGUUUGAAAAAAUUAAUUUGUAUCAAUACGCCAUCUAUAUUUUAGACGUUGAAUGUAAUUUGACAUUAAACGUUUUGGAAAAUGCCGAACAUUUUAGGUUAUUCUCUCAUCCAAAUCGUUGGGUUAUUAUCUUAAAAGAGAGUAAUAAUAACGAUAAAUAUUUAGCAGAAUUAUUUGCAACAAAAUCCAUUUUACCCGACAGUGAAAUCAUGGUUUUAAUCAAAAACGAUUCAUCGCAACACCUCAAAAUAAAUAAAAUUUAUAAACCAUCUUUAAAUUCUUCAUUAAUAACAGAAUAUUUUGGGGUUUGGACUAAAACUAAUUAUAAAGUAACCCCAACAGAUUCAAUUACAGCGAUAAGAAGAAAAGAUUUAAUGGGAAUUCAAAUCAAUACUUGUUUAGUGAUAACCCAUAAUGAUACUUUAAAUCAUCUCUUAGAUAAAAGAGAUGGACACAUUGAUUCUAUAGCCAAAGUAAAUUACGUCUUUAUGCUUCAUCUUUCCAAUUGGUUAAAUGUAACAAUGAAUUAUUCAAUACAAUCCACUUGGGGUUACAAAAAUGAUAUUGGUGCGUGGAGUGGGAUGCUUGGAGAAUUAACAAGAAAAGAAGCCGAAAUCGGAGGAACACCCCUAUUCUUUACAUCCGAUCGGAUAGAAAUAAUCGAUUACAUAGCGAUGACAACACCAACUAAAUCAAAAUUCGUUUUUCGUCAACCCAAACUAUCUUACAUCACAAAUGUGUUUACUUUACCUUUUCAAACCAGAGUGUGGAUCGCUUCUAUAUUUUUAGUUAUUCUAAUUAUGCUGGAGUUGUAUUUUAUACUGAUAUGGGAAUCGCAUAAAUUGAAAUUAAUCAAAAUUGAAUCAACUGACGAUUUGGAACCUUCAUUAUCAAACGUCUCACUAUUAGCAAUUAGUGCAAUUUGCCAACAAGGUUCGUCAGUUUUACCAAAUACAACUCCUGGAAGAAUAAUAACUUUAUUUUUAUUCACAUCGUUAAUGUUUCUUUAUAAUUCGUAUUCGGCGAAUAUCGUCGCAUUGUUGCAAUCAUCUUCAACGAGCAUUCAAACUUUAGAAGAUUUAUUACAUUCAAGAUUACAAGUUGGUGUUGAUGACACAGUUUUUAAUCAUUUUUAUUUUCCGAAUGCUUCAGAACCAACUCGCAGAGAAAUUUAUAAACAAAAAGUUGCACAACCCGGACAACCAGAAAGAUAUUUUCCAAUUGAAGAGGGAGUAAGAAGAAUGAGACAAGGUUUAUUUGCUUUCCACAUGGAAACCGGUGCUGGAUAUAAAAUAGUUGGAGAGACUUUUUUGGAGGGCGAAAAAUGUGGGCUACAGGAAAUCCAAUUUUUACAAGUUCCCGAUCCUUGGUUGGCUAUUCAGAAGAAUUCUUCUUAUAAAGAAAUUCUAAAAAUUGCAUUUCGUAAAAUAUACGAAAGUGGGAUUCAAAAUAGAGAAGUUUCUUUAUUGUAUACUAAAAAACCGGUGUGUACUUCAAGAGGGAGUACUUUUGUUGAAGUUAGCAUUAUAGAUUGUUACCCAGCAGCAGCUAUUUUAGCUGGUGGUUUUAUUAUUUCCAUCAUCAUUUUAAUUUUUGAAAUAUUAAUUUAUAGAUACAAUUAA
This is a messenger RNA of Onthophagus taurus, 1815 nucleotides long. The record is from RefSeq and is a predicted model, not a curated record. NCBI's taxonomy places the organism in Eukaryota, Metazoa, Arthropoda, Insecta, Coleoptera, Scarabaeidae.